GUUGUCGCCUCGCGCCCUACAGGUGUCGCCUUGCGACGACCAGCACGAGCACGGUCAAACGUAUUGCAGUGCACAGGAAGCUCUUCAAGUGGCCUGUCCCGGUCACCACCACCGUCCCUCCGCCCCCGCAGCUGAAGCCGCUGUUCGUCUCCCUGGCCGUCCAGCUUUUCUCCAGCUGGUCUCCGAUCCUCCGCAGGCGAGACGCGAGCAGCUGAGCCACCGAGCACGGCGAGGGUCGCCGGGCGCUGCAGGUGGAGUCACCGGGCAGGAGCAAAGGCUGGUCUAUUGGCAGCCAGCACAUCUUUCUCAGACAGAACACCCGGUCUUCUCUCUUUAAAUCUUGAACAUAUACUACCCUCCUUUUCUUCUCUCAUCAAACCUUAACUGUGUUUGCGCCCCCCCCCCCCCCCUUUCUCUUCCUUUCUCUGUUCUCUCUCUCUCUCUCUCUCUCUCUACUGUAUUAUUCAUUACAGUGUCACAUGGUGUGGGGUUUACAUCAUCUUUUCCCAAAAGAGAGAUGCAAUGGUUAACUCUUGAAUCUCUCCUGUCUGGUUUGAUCUAAAGGAGUCUUUUGUUGUACGGGUGUUCUGGGACGCUGUGUUGUCGUCUGCUAUAUUUUAACAGUACAAAUGUGUGUAAAUAUAAUCACCCCGCUAGCAUUGGAUAGGAAAUACUUGCAAUGAUAUCCAGAACAAUUGCCAGUUGUGGCCACAAAAUCAUACACCAUCCCUGAGAAUUGCCGCGUCUAUAAUAAAACUGCGGAAUUAAAAAAUUGCGGAACUUCAGUACAGCGGCGCGUUGUCUCUCUUCGGACUGUUUAUAGAGAAGGACUUGCAAAUUUUGCGUCGGUGCUAAGCUAUGGCUUCGCUUAACUGGUCUGUAUUACUAACACAUUCCCACGACGCCGUUUUAUAACACUAUUUUAAAGUAAUAUUUUAUCAACGAUGACUGAAAAAUAUGGCCGAGGACGAACUUGCUGCGUUCAGGGAGUGUUGGAAAGAAGAACUAACGAGUAAUAAAGAGGAUCAGCCACUUGUGUGUGCUCCUUCCUCUUCCUUGGAUGUUUGUGUUCAGGCAGGCCAGAACGACUUCAAAAAUAGGUAUUUUGAAGACCUAAACAAUCUCAACAAGGCCUGUAGUCCUUCACAAUCAGAAGAAGGUGGUUGCAUUGAGGAUGAAGCAUGUGCUGGCGGCGUAGAAAACGCUGCAGCAGAGUCAGAGGAUCAGCCUGAGUAUGUGGCCAUUGCACGUAGUUUGCUGGAUGGGAGGACCAGUCCGCUGCUGGACAGGAUUCAGGAGGAGAGAACCAGGAGAAAGAGACAGUAUCAAAACAUGACCAACGCCUGCAGCGCAUCCCUGCAGCAGCUACAGCAGCAACAGCCUAAGAGAAAGGUCAAGAAAGACGAGGAGCUGUUGGAUCUACUCAUUCAGGAUCUGAAUGAAGUCAAUGACAUUCCCUUCUUUGAUAUUGAGCUGCCGUACGAGUUAGCCUUGAAGAUAUUCCAAUAUCUAAACUCUACUGAGCUAGGCCGAUGUGCACAGGUGAGCAGGGCAUGGAGAGUCCUCGCGGAGGACAGCGUUCUGUGGUUCAAGAUGUGCACGGGGGAGGGUUACCAUCAGGAUGCCAGCGUGUCUGACUCGCCCUGCUGGAAGAGCACGCUGCGAGACUGCAGGAACUCGGCCAAAACUGUGCGCUCCAACUGGAAGAAUCGAGUGGGAUCCAUCAGCCAGCUGCAGUUUGAGCUGGGGAAGGUGCUGUGUGACGUCAGUUCCUGUGACAACUUUGUCUUGGCUGGGUACACGUCUGGUGACGUGAGGCUGUGGGACACGCUGAACUGGGACUCGACAGCCUCUUACCUGAAGAUCAACAGCCUGUCCGCUAACACUGAACCCAGACCUUAUGUUCGUUACGUCCAGGUCAACAGCACAGUGGCUGCUGCCACUUAUGAAGAUGGCUGUGUGGACCUGUGGAGCACAGAGACCGGUGGAGAGCCCCUCCUCCACUACCAGAACACAGGGAGGAUCCAGGCCCUGGCCCUGAGCCCUGACAGUCCCGUCCUGUGCUCCGCCGCUGGGCCUGACGUUCGGCUGGACUGUGCCGACGAUCGCGGCUACUGGAGGACAGUCUGCCAGGCUCGGCUGCCCAAGACUGUGGAAAGCCUAGUUUUGGUGCCAGGCAGGGGGCAGCAGUGCCCUCUGGCGGCCCUGGUAGCUGAAGAGGCUGUGUACCUGUUGGACCCCCGGGAGGAGCAGCCACGGACGCUCCACUCAGUCUACGGUCAUCCUGUUACCUGCCUGGAUGCCUCGGACUCCCAUGUUGCACUUGGAGUGAAGCGUACAGGCUGGGCCAUGUACGAUGGAGGAAACAAGAUCCACGUCUACAGCUUAGAGACGGGCAAACCUGUGGCUUGUGUCGGCGACUCGCUGGGAGAUUUCACUUGCAUCAACCUGAGAGACAGCCCUCCUCACCUGCUGGUGUGUGGAAACAAAGACAGGAGGGUGAGGGUGUUUGACCUACGAGCCGGCUCUUCCGUGGCAUCCCUGUACGCCCACCACCUGGGUGUCACCUCGGUGCAGGCGGACGACUGGAAGAUCGUGAGCGGCGGGGGCGAAGGAUUGGUUUGCGUGUGGGAGAUGAGGAUGGGAGCCAAGCUGUGGGAGAUGCACAACAGGCAUCCUGUUAGGCAUGUACGCUUCAACACCAGUACCCUGGUAACAGCCAACAUCCCUGAUGACAAGUCGCCAAGGGGCGCCUGCAUCACAGAUGAUGACCUUACAGCUCACCGCAGACACCGGGGAGUCAUCUGCCAUUACGACUUCUCCGAGGACGCGUUGUCACAGGAUCACAUCCUGCCCAUCUGCAGGUCUGACUACAUUGAGUCAUCCGGCUACAACUACAACAUCGGCCUGGCAGUGCCUUACGACAGGCUGGCUGGCUCCCAUCCAUCCCACUGACACGCACUUUUCCAAACUGCAACUGGACAACAGAAACUUUUACCCUUGAUCAGUUUGAUUCUCCAAACUGUAUCCUUUUAAUAAUUAGCAGUUUCCUUUUAUCAUCCUCGUCAAAUCAAGCUUCUUGAAAAUGUGAGAUUACAAUGUAUAGUAUCUGUAACUGUUGGGAUUUGUAAAUUACAAUGUUGAAUUCAGCUGCAGAGAUGUUGCACAGGAUCACAUCCUUGGAAACAAAUAAUGUCAAAUUUAUUAAUUGGAUUUGUCUGGAUUUGAUUCCGUGCCGCUGUGCAACAUUACAGCAAUAAAAAAAAUGGCAUAUUCUACCUCAUUUACUAAAUUUGUUAUUUGUUUCUAUUCAAAUAAAUCAUACACAUGCAUUGGUUUUAUCAUGUGGUCUUUAAUUGAUUUCUUUCAUUAAUACAAUUCAGUACAAAAUCAGUAAUAAUGUAUCUCAGGGAAAGGGUUAGAUUUACUCGGCAGUGGUCAAAAAUAGUAGAUUUUCAAAUGUAGAACAGCAGUGUCUGGUUACACAGACUCUCACAGGCCCAGAAAUUAAACCUGUAAGUAUUCUGGAGCUGCAGAGGAAUGGUAUGUGCCUGCAGUCUCACUCUUUGGAUGUUGGCCCUGACAUGGAUGCCAGAGCAGCCCUGAGCAUGACUGACUUUAUCUACCACAUGAACCUUUAGAUUAAAGUACAAAGCACCCUUUACAUUACAUGCUGGUUAGAUGAAGUUUUGGUGAAUAGCUGGAGAGGUAAUGUGUUAGUUUAAAACCUGAUAACAAUGAAUAGGAGUGUGGCAAAAGAUGGGAAACACAUUUUUAUAUUGAAUAUGUGACACUUACUACUUGUAGGAUCACACUGCUUUAAAAUUGAAUAAACAACACUUCCACCACA
Molecule: messenger RNA, 3850 nt
Organism: Perca flavescens (yellow perch)
Lineage: Eukaryota; Metazoa; Chordata; Actinopteri; Perciformes; Percidae
Gene: fbxw8
Product: F-box and WD repeat domain containing 8
Exons: 11
Coding region: 958-2955 (665 amino acids)
Molecular function (GO): protein binding
Source: RefSeq, a predicted model, not a curated record